This is a messenger RNA of Oryza sativa Japonica Group (Japanese rice), 1936 nucleotides long. Its product is annotated as protein SOSEKI 5. The record is from RefSeq and is a predicted model, not a curated record. NCBI's taxonomy places the organism in Eukaryota, Viridiplantae, Streptophyta, Magnoliopsida, Poales, Poaceae.
ACAUCACCGGUAAUUAAGCUCUAGGUACCAGUACUUAACAAUAGGACAGUCUACCAUACAUCAGUAGUGAUACACAAUGCAGCAGUGUGUUGACUUCAAGAACCUAAAGGAGAAAGCAACUAACCAGAGAGCUAGUGAAGCUUUUCUAUUACUACAAAUCCUCUGAUAUCGCUGCUCUCGCCUCCAUCAACCCACACUCUGCCCCAGCUCUCUCACAGCUGAGCUGGUCCUGGCAUCGUUUGAAUGCCACUCAUCACUGCCUCCGCUGCGCCCUCCUUUGCACCUUCCCCUGUGUCGCACUCGCGCCCUUUAAGCGCUAGCUGCUGAGCGGUGACGACGACGCCUGCAGCCUUGCAUUGCAGCUCGCUGCAUAUAGCUCAGGGAUUAUUGCUGGGGGCAGCAGCAGCAGCCAGCAAGGGUAGGUUAGGUUGACGAGGAUGGCAGUGGUGGUGGCUGGCAGCAGGGGGAAAGGGGAGCAGCAGCGGCUGCCGUGGCGAGAGGCGCAGCAGGAGGCGAGGUGCCCCGACAUGGCGCCGUCGCGGCCGCCAAGGCCAAGGCCGGGGCCGGCGAGGGCCGCCGUCGUGUACUACCUCUCGAGGAACGGGCACCUCGAGCACCCGCAUUUCAUGGAGGUUGCCGUCGCCUCACCUGACGGGCUCUACCUCCGAGAUGUGAUCGACCGGCUCGACGCGCUCAGAGGCAAGGGGAUGGCGCGCAUGUACUCGUGGGCGUCCAAAAGGAGCUACCGGAACGGGUUCGUGUGGCACGACCUGGCGGACGACGACUACAUCUACCCGGUGGCUGGGCGAGAGUACGUGCUCAAGGGCACGGAGCGGCUGCACCCGAUCCAGCUCCCGCUGCUCGACGCGGCCGCCGCGUCGUCCUGCUCCUCGGGCUCGCAGGAGACGGCCACGUCCUCGCCGCCCGGGUGGGAGAACGGCACCGGCGAGGCGCGCCAAAAGAAGGGCGCGGGAAUAAACACGUCGGAGCUUUGUGAGUACAGGGUGUACAAGGCCGAGGACCCCGCCGCGGCGGCCGCGGACGCCGCGACGCAGACCGAGGACGGUUACCGCAGCAGCCGCGGUAGACACGCCCAGCGCGCCGCGGCCGCGGCGGCGCAGGAGGAGCUGAGCAGAGAGGAGACGUCGCCGCCGACGGCGUCGACGAGCCCCGAGACGCUCGAGGCGCUGAUCAAGGCGGACGGACGCGUCAUGGCGGCCGUCACCGGCGGCGGGAGGACCAGGGCGUCGUCCGUGCUCAUGCAGCUCAUCUCGUGCGGGUCCGUCUCCGUCAAGAGCACGCUCGCCUCGCCGGUGAUGGCUCGCACCGCCGCGCACUACCGUCCACGGCCACCGCGCCCACCUACACUCGCGUCGACCACCACCGAGAUCCCGAACUACCGCCAAAAGAUCGUCGAGGACAAGGAGUACUUCAGCGGUAGCCUCGUCGAGACGAAGCGCUCGUCGCCGGCCGACACGUCCCAAGACAUUGCCGUUCUCCGGCGGUCAUCCUCUUACAACGCCGACAGGGUGCAGAAGGUGGAGCCGUCGACGGAGGCCGUGGACAUGCACGACAGAUGCAUCCCGCGGAGGCCCAGGGGCAAGAAGGACGGCGGCGCCUACCUCAUCUCCGGCGGGAACGGGCAGUACGGGAGCAAAAGGCACGGGGGAUGAGGAGUUUGGGCUUGGGUUCAGGCUUGCGCCGGUGUGGUGAUCUCAUACUACCUAUUGUACGGGAUGAUAAUUCCGAAAUUGAUACUCCUAUAUGUUAGCCAUUAAUUAUGUUCUGUAUAUGCCUCUAGUGACUAGCCUCUGACCACUGUCUGGUGUCUUGGGUUAUAUCAUUUUCUGGAGAAUGAAUGCAUCAUUUAUGUACUAAAGAACUAUUUCUGGAGAGUGUGCAAGUAAUCUAUUAGGAAUACAAGCACUGAUCAAAA